AGUAACCCACUCUUGGAAGAUACACAAAGCUAAGUGAAGAACAACAUGAGAGACAACACAGAAUUCAUCUCUUCUUCAAUGGAAGCAAUUGAAAGAAACGAUGACUUGCUCACUCAAAUCCUUGUUCGUGUGCCUCUCAGAGAUGUCAUAACCUUCAGACGUGUCUCCAAGCGUUGGCUCUCUCUCAUCUCCGCCCCUUACUUCCGCCGCUGUCACACCAGCGUAAAAGUAAAACAAAGAGUCUCCGGUUUGUUCUUCGAUUUCGCCCCCGACUCUGUAUUUCACCAGGAAGUGAAAUUCUUCUACUUAGACAAGGAAACCUGCCCCUCAUAUUCUUCAUCUUCAUUCUCCCCCAAAAUCCCCGAUCUAGGUUCUUCACUGAUAAUACAAUCUUGCAACGGCUUGAUGCUGCUCCAAUCGGAAGAAGCCGCGUUUAUCUAUAACCCUACUACCGGAGACAAGAAAACCUUGCCUUCUUCCUUUCCAUCGUCUGAUCCAUCAGAUUUGUAUUACUCUUUAGCUUUUGAUCCCUUGCUCUUUCUCGGUUAUAAGGUUAUCUGCAUUUUUGAUGGCCUGGAUUCAAAGGAUGAAUGCUUCCAAACCAUGAUUUAUUCUUCUGAAUCCGGUGGCUGGAAGCGCGGGUGUUCGUUGCCGCCUACCUCCCACAUUCAUUUCGAUAUACCAACCUAUUUCAAGGGCUCAAUUUAUUGGAACGGAAGAAAAACGACACUGCGUUUUGAUUUGAAGGAAGAGUGCAUGAAGAAUGACAUGCCUCGUUUGCCGCCCAAAACUUAUUAUAGAACCGUUCUUGUGCCUUCAAGUGGUUACAUGAAUUUGGCUGGAUUUGAAUCUGAUGAUGAGUUGUCUAUAUGCAUCUUCCGGUUGAAAGAAGACUAUUCUUCACCAAGGUGGGUGCACAUGCACAGCAUUGAUCUUCUACCUGUAAUUGUUCAAACUGCUUUUGAUAGAAUCACUCUUCAUGAAAAGGAGUUCUUCUGCAGCGUAAUCCAUCUCAUUGAAGAUCAUGAAGAUGGCAUGAGUUUGUUGUUGCAUGUACCGGGCGCAGUUGUUGUUCUGCGGUUAAAGGAUAGAAACUCUUACUAUGUGUCGGACAUACCAACAGGCAAUGAAAUAUUACAAAACACUUGGGGGUGGUUUAGAACCUUUGAGUACAUGGAGAGCUUAGCUAGUGUUUAGAAAGUUAAAGUUGAAGGGAGAUUUAAGGUUUAGUUUAGUAAAAUUUUUACUUUUAAAAGUAGUUUAUAAAAGUUAAUUUUUAAAAAAUAGUUUUUUAAAAGUUAUAUCAUUUAUGUUUGGUAAAUCAAAUAAAAAAUAGCUUUUAAUAAAUACAAGCAACAUCAAUUGCGUUUGGUAAAAUAGCUUUUAAAAUUUUAAAAUAUUAUAAUAGACAUAAAUAUAAGUAUUAAAUUUGAAAAUUAGUUAACAUAUGAAAUUAUAUUAGACUUUUAAAUUUUGAAAAGCACAAACCAACUUUAAAAAGCUCUAUUUUAGAUG
This is a messenger RNA of Arachis ipaensis, 1515 nucleotides long. The record is from RefSeq and is a predicted model, not a curated record. Lineage: Eukaryota; Viridiplantae; Streptophyta; Magnoliopsida; Fabales; Fabaceae.